UUUCAGGACAGAGGUCCAACCACAGACAAGUACGUUUAUAAAUGCAUUCAGUAAGACCACAUGUUUAAAAAACCGACUUGAAAGCAGACUAGUUUAAAAACAUACAAAAACAUGGCUCCUUGGAGCGAAGAUAACAGCGUGUAUGGAGGUAGAGAUUUACAACCUGGUUGUAAGACAGGUACAUGGCUUGCUAUAAGCACAAAGUACAAGAAAAUAGGAGUCCUUUUGAAUCUACCAGGAGUAAAAAAAGAAAAUGCAAUAAGUAGAGGAAGUAUUGUGGCUGACUAUGUAACAAAUGAUUUAAAUCUAUUGGAUUAUGUUGAAUGUAUUAAAGAAGAUGCUAACAAAUAUAAUGAUUUUGUUUUUGUGUCAGUUGAACUAGGAAGUUCUUCGGCUGAAGUAAAAACCUAUAGUAAUGCAAAUGAUGAAAUUAUUCAUUGGACAAACACAUAUUUAGGAUUUGGUAAUAGUCUCCCUGACAAGCCUUUAAAUAAAGUCCAAAAUGGAGAAAAAUUGUUAAGAGACACAUGUAAAAAGUUUAAUAAAAUUGACAAUAAAUUUGAAUUAUUAAAUGAAUUAGUAAAAUUAUUAAAAAAUGAACAAAGAUAUUUGCCUGAUCCCCAGUUAGAAAACAGGCAGCCAAAUAUUUAUAAAGAACUAAGUUCAAUUUUCGUUAAAAUUCCUGUAAUCAAAUAUGGAACAAGAGCUCACACUAUAAUUCUUGUGACUAAAUCAGGACAUGUUGAUUUGAUUGAAAUAAGUAUGAAAUCUCCUAUUGAUGUAGAAAAUACACAAUGGGAAAGAAAUGAAUUUCAUUUUAAUAUUUAAAUCAAAGGAUGAAAAUGUCAUGUUUUUUUAAAAGAAAUUUUAUUUUUGUUAAAUA
Messenger RNA from Melitaea cinxia (Glanville fritillary), 883 nucleotides. RefSeq names its product transport and Golgi organization protein 2 (gene Tango2). The coding region runs from base 112 to 828 and encodes 238 amino acids. The transcript is spliced from 7 exons. Gene Ontology annotation, cellular component: Golgi apparatus. NCBI's taxonomy places the organism in Eukaryota, Metazoa, Arthropoda, Insecta, Lepidoptera, Nymphalidae. The record is from RefSeq and is a predicted model, not a curated record. Gene Ontology annotation, biological process: Golgi organization; protein secretion.